Messenger RNA from Loa loa (African eye worm), 2043 nucleotides. RefSeq lists its product as hypothetical. Bases 7 to 2043 code for a protein of 678 amino acids. The transcript has 14 exons. Gene Ontology annotation, biological process: monoatomic cation transmembrane transport. The record is from RefSeq and is a predicted model, not a curated record. NCBI's taxonomy places the organism in Eukaryota, Metazoa, Nematoda, Chromadorea, Rhabditida, Onchocercidae. Gene Ontology annotation, cellular component: intracellular cyclic nucleotide activated cation channel complex; plasma membrane. Gene Ontology annotation, molecular function: intracellularly cGMP-activated cation channel activity; intracellularly cAMP-activated cation channel activity; cGMP binding.
AGGGAAAUGCGAGUGAUGGAAGAGAAUGAGGACUCAACUAUAAACAACAAUGUUUUUCAUUCGGUCGAGAGAUUACCGGCGGUAACUGAAGGAAACAUUCCUGACAUACAGCUUGAGACCCUAGUGCAGGUGGAGGAAAUCGAAGGACAAGCGAGCAUUCCAAGAUGUCCAUCUGCUUCCACUGAUUGGCGGGAUAAUAUGCAAAUGAAUGAGAUAAUUACAAAAGUUAUUAGUGAUGGUGAUAACCAUUCGAGGCUAUCAUUCAUUAUGAAAGGAAAACUUCAUGCUUUAACCGGUAGUAUACGACGCCGCACUUCUCAGGUGGUUGAUGAAAUAAUGAGAGAAUCAGAGGAUGAAGAUAAAUGCUCAGAAAAUAUUGAAGUUGCUGCUAGGAAAGAAAAUCGUCCAAGCUUGAUGUCUUUGAUUGGACUUCAACCGGGUAUAUCUCCAGUAAGUGUUAAAAAUACAAACAAAUCCAGGAGCUAUCUGCGACGGAUCUUUUUGUCAUCUCUCAGUCCAUUCCAUCGAGAAUACUUAAUUUGGUUGACCAUAGUGGUGAUAGCAUUUCUAUACAAUGCCUUCGGUAUUCCACUACGAAGUUCCUAUCCAUAUCAGACAGAAUCUAAUCUGGUUUACUGGCUUAUCGCUGAUUACAUCGCUGAUGCUAUAUAUUUGGUAGAUAUGUUAUUUAUCAAGCCAAGGCUUCGUUUCAUGCGUGGUGGGCUUCCGGUAAAAGACAUAAAAGAAACGGCGAAACAUUAUGUGCACAGUAACGAUUUUAAACUUGACUUACUUUCGUUGAUGCCAUUCGACAUUAUGUAUGUCAGGACAGGACCACUUGCUGCGUGGCGUGCUGUACGUAUAUGUAAGCUUCCAUCAUUUUGGCAGCUGUUCAGCCUCCUCGAUAAUUCAGUCUCAAAUCCGUAUAUAAUCAGGAUAACGAAAACUCUUGCAUAUAUGAUUUAUUUAAUUCACUGUAACAGUUGUGUAUAUUACAUGUUGAGUGCUUGGCAAGCCUUUGGGCAAAUCGCUUAUAGAAUGAAUAAUAAAUGGUAUCUUAAUAAAUGGGUUUACAAUAAUCAAGGAAAUGCUUACAUCCGAUGUUUUUACUUCACGACAGCAGUAGCAACAUCAACUGGCAAUAAUCCGGCACCAACGAACAUUGUUGAAUAUAUCUACAUGACGUUCUCUUGGAUGAUGGGUGUUUUCGUUUUCGCUUUACUACUUGGACAGAUAAGUUGUAUUCAAUUUGAAACUUUUAAAAUCCGAGAUAUCGUUUCAAAUGCAAAUCGUAAUCGUGAGCAGUACCGUAAGUCCAUGGAUCAAGUACUAAGCGAAUGUAAACGACUCGGUCUAUCCAAGGAUACUAUCAGUCGUGUUCGUGAUUGGUUUAUGUAUACGUGGCAAAAGCAGAAAACUUUAGACGAAAAGAAAUUGAUCGAAAAGUUGCCGCUGAAGUUACAAACGGAUUUAGCACUUUCAGUUCAUUAUAAUACGCUCAGUAAGGUUCAACUUUUCCAGGAUUGCGAUCGAGCUUUACUUCGCGAGUUAGUGCUUAAACUUCGACCAGUAAUCUUUCUUCCUGGUGACAUGAUCUGCAAGAAAGGCGAUGUUGGUAAGGAAAUGUACAUUGUCAACGAUGGCAUUCUUCAGGUUGUCGAUGAUGAGCAAAGUUGCAAAGUUUUCGCCGAACUUACUGAAGGAUCAGUUUUUGGUGAAAUCAGUUUAUUGGCAAUUGGUGGCAAUAAUCGUCGAACUGCAAACAUUCGUUCGAAAGGUUAUUCAACACUGUUUGUUCUUUCCAAGGAAGAUCUAAAUGAUGUGAUCAAAGAUUAUCCGGAUGCGCAGGAACUGUUAAAACGAAAAGCUAGAGAGAUGUUGAAAAAAGAUGAAAAAGUGAAGGAAACAAAAUUUUCGAUACAAGAAAAUAUGGAAAAUUACCUCAUAUCGGCACAUAUCAAUACACCGAAACUUGUAGAUGCAGUUAUGAAAGCUAUGUCCUCAAAUUCAUCAAUUGUCAAGCAUUCGCAAUCAUCUAGUUAA